GAAAUGAUGGAACACAUUUUGUGCACGCAGGAUCUGGAGAUGGGAUCGGCUGACGGCGGGGGGAGCAAACUCCACCCAGCAGAUAGGAUCUCGGGCAGGCGGAGCGGAGGGCAGCUUGCGCCGAAACGGCUCAGGCUGGUUGGUCGGGACGCCUGACAAGUCCCGCAGAAAACUUUAGACGGGCAAAGUCCAGCGUGAGUGUGAGAGAGGCAGAGUGGAAGUUAAUGUGUGAGAGGUUGCCUCGCACAAAAUCACAUGUCAUUUUAAAGAAAUGCUCCAAAGAUGGCGGUGGUAAUAGCGACGGGAGUUUCAGGUGCCUCCGGAGUGCAAAAAAGUGGAUUUGUGGAGGUUUUGGUGCGGGAGCGGUGGCACAAAGUUUUGGUCAACUUGAACGAGGAAGCGCUCACGUUAAGCUGCGAGGAGAGUGGCGUUAACGACUUCGUGAACGACAGUGUCAACUCUAACGGGCUUACCAAUGGAUCCUACCUUGACAACAAUAACGCCAACUCCAACAACGGCCCCCAAACUGUGCGCACCGCGUUCACGGACCUCCCGGAGAGAGUGCCCGAGACGAUCGCCAACAGAAAGCGGUGCGUCAAGGUGACCAAACAGGAGAUCGGGGGACUUGGGAUCAGCAUCAAAGGAGGGAAGGAGAAUAAAAUGCCCAUUCUCAUCAGUAAGAUAUUCAAGGGGCUCGCAGCGGACCAGACUCAGGCUCUGUACGUCGGGGACGCCAUCCUGUCUGUGAACGGCAUGAACCUGCGAGACGCGACCCACGAUGAGGCUGUGCAGGCGCUGAAACGAGCCGGGAAAGAGGUGACACUGGAGGUGAAGUACAUGCGUGAAGCCACACCGUACGUCAAAAAGGGCUCCCCUGUGUCAGAGAUCGGCUGGGAAACCCCCCCACCUGAAUCUCCCCGUCUCGGUUCCACCACCACCACCUCCUUAUGUGACUCUCCAAGCUCCCCUACCCAGCCCUCGCUGUCUUUGCAGGGGGACCGAAGAUGCAUACCACUCAAGAUGUGUUACGUAACUCGAGCCAUGACCACACCAGACCCUGAGAACAGACAACUGGAGCUGCACUCUCCUGAUGCCAGGCACACCGUGGUGCUGCGGUGCCCAGACCAACCAUCUGCCCUGUCCUGGUUCUCUGCCAUGCACUCUGUCACAUCGACACUGGCACAGCGGGCGCUGGCAGAGGUCAUCCAGAACACAGCCAGGACGGGGGUAGCUGGCAGCAAAGAGAUACGACACCUGGGAUGGCUGGCAGGGAAGACAGAGAGUGAGAAGCAGAGCUGGAAGCCGGUGCUGGUGGUGGUGACAGAAAAAGACCUGCUGUUGUAUGACAGUCUACCGCGAGGCAAGGAGGCCUGGCAGAGCCCUGCACACACUUAUCCACUUUUAGCAACACGUCUCGUCCACUCUGGCCCUGACCGAGGGUCACCUCACUCUGGCACAGAGUUGUUUUUUGCCACACGGACUGGCACGCGACUCGGCAUUGAGACUCACCUGUUUCGGGCUGAGACCACCAAGGAUCUGUCCAUGUGGACCAGACACAUAGUCAACGGAUGUCACGCUUCAGCUGAGAUGAUCAGAGAAGUCACCACAAGUUGUCUAUACCAGGGUCAGGAGUGCCGGCUGGUGAUUCACUACGAACAGGGCUUCUCCGUGCUGGCUGACCCCACUUUGGGAGACAGGGAGAACGGAGAGGAGAGAGGAGCUCAAACACCUACACAGCCCAAGGUGCUCCUCUCCUACCCCUAUGAAAAACUAAAGAUGUCCUCAGAUGAUGGAGUCCGAAUGCUCUUCCUUGACUUUGGAGGGAAGGAAGGGGAGAUUCAACUGGACCUCCACUCGUGUCCGAAGCCGAUCGUCUUCAUCUUACACUCCUUCCUCUCUGCUAAGAUAUCCCGUCUGGGUCUGGUGGCUUGACCUCUCUAAAGGGACGUUUCAUCUCCUUUGAAAACAGAAAUCCACAUUGUUCUUUCAGCUCUCUGCAGCCCGCAUGCAGUACACCACAUCAAACUCCUUCAGACGGGGGACCCAAGCUGAGUGAAUGUAGCCUCUAUAUGGAAAUUGACCCCUUUUUGGGUGUCCAACUUCAAGUUAAAGAAACACUGGAGAAACCAAUGCAGACUGGUUUUACUUUGAGUGAAAUGGAUAGAUUUCUAUGGGAAGAACUGUCACUGUAAGGGCUGCAUGGACUGAAGAACCACAGAAAACACGGACUGGACUUGAAGGACAGCGAUGACACAUACAGACAGAGGGACACAUUUUAAGGAGCAGAUUGGGCAUUACUGUCACGUCCAGGCUUGGAAUGACUGGACAGUGCAGCACGGUUUAGAUAAAUUUACUUUUAAUUCAAUCAAAAUGUAAUGGCAAACUGCCUCCCAUUUACCAAUUAUAUAAUUUAUUCACCAUUAGCUCUGAAAGGACAUUCUGAGUAUUACUCGGUCAUUUUUCUUCACCAAACACUUGACACUGUGGAAAAACUUUAUGCAUUUGUCUUUGUUAGUGUUCCCUGAAAUGUCUUGUUAGCGUUGUCAGCAUUCAUCAUUUAAACCGGGAGAAACAAUCGCUCGCAUAGUUUCCCACAAUUUGACAGCUGAUUCCAAUGCAAAAUGUCACAGUAUUCUUUUAACAGGUCGCAUGACCAUCUGGUGGUCAGUGUUUGACAGAUUUGACAGUGACAGUGAAACUCAUAUACUCAUACUCAUAUAAUAUACUCAUAUAGUCAUAUUUAAAUUCCAAGUCCUGUUUGUCACUCAAAAACACAGAGUAUUUGUUGAAGUUGGUGAAGUCUAGGCACAUAAAACUUUGGGUUUGUUGAUCAGUUUUCAAAUACAAUCUGUUACAGCUGAAAUGAUAAAAAAUACUCUGUAAACUGUUCAUUUUUUUUACCAAGUCUUUUCCUGUUUUUGAAUGAUAAGCAGUACAUGGAAUUUUAAAUUUAAAACCAGAAACCCAUAUCCAACUUAUUAUAGCUUGUUACUGCAAGUUUGUCUAGACACUGGCGAUCCAGGUGGCAUUUACUGUUGUUUCUGCAUCUUCAGUUUCCACAGAAAUACCAGUGUUAUAUAUGCAUAGAGGAUUAUGACAAAAAUAACCAUGCAUAUGAUUAAUUUAACCUUAGUAAUACCAUAACCAAAUAAUGAGGCGUUUAGUGAAUACACUUUUUACUUUCUUGGAGAGAGUUAAAGAAGCUUCAGCCAGCAGCUGGUUAGCUUAGCUCUGCUUAAUGUCCGACUGGCCUGGCUCCACCCAAAGGUUACAAAAUCUGCCCACCAGCAUCUUUAAGGUUCAUUUUAAGCACAUUAUUAACACAUAUGUGUUGAUUUAUUAACUGUGCUAAGAGGCAGAUUUAGUCAGACUAGCUGACUCCAGAUGAACCGCUAGUCUGCAAACAGAUAAAUCUGGAACUAAAGAUAAAAUAAUGUUUUGGAUCUCAACACAAAAAAACAGCUUUUGAAAAAACAGUCUCAUCACAAGGUCUAUUUUGUAGCUGUUCUGUUCUGUCACUGCCCCUGUGACAUUUCUAGCUGUUGGUUUUUGUUUUUGUCUCAAUGUAACUUGUGAAGUUAACUUCAACUUUAGAGAUUCUGUUAGGUGGAUUUACCUUUGGACACAGCCAGAUUAGCCCUUAUCCUAUGCUAAACUAACCAGUUAUUGUUAUAUUUAAUAGAUAGUAAAAUGGAUCUUCUCAUCUAACUCUAGGCAGCAAAGUGUAUUUCCUGAAAUGCUGAACUGUUCUUCUAGUGUCUCCUGUCAGAUAUGAUGAUGCAGUUCACUCACUCCUUCUUUAUUUCAGCUUAUGAUUGUAAGACUGAUCUGAUAUCAACUGAAAUCAUCUGACUAAUACUCAAAAAACUGAUUUACAUUUUACUUGAUUCACUGCCAUGAGUACUUCUAAUAUUCAUAUUGACAACUGAAACUCAAUCAAACAUGCCACAGUCACCCCAUCAAGUAUUAUUUAUCUUUAAUUACAGUAAGGUUGCCAUCAUAGGAGUCUUUAAUCCUGCUUUAGUCCUGCAGUAGCCACUUCAAGUCAUGAUCUUUUUGGAUGUUAUGUAGCUGAUCAUAUUUUUCUCUGACAUGGCUGAUUACCUUCCCUCGUGCCUUCAGAUGACAAUGUGACUUCCAUGAUGGCUACUUUACUUUUGGUGAUGAGCACAGAAAUGUUAUGUUUGCUGUCUUCUUUAUAUCAUAUACACACUUUCAUGUGACCAUUUACAUGCAGAAA
This is a messenger RNA of Larimichthys crocea (large yellow croaker), 4240 nucleotides long. It is a transcript of the gene sntb1, whose product is annotated as syntrophin, basic 1. Lineage: Eukaryota; Metazoa; Chordata; Actinopteri; Sciaenidae. The record is from RefSeq and is a predicted model, not a curated record. Bases 283 to 1932 code for a protein of 549 amino acids. The transcript is spliced from 8 exons. Gene Ontology annotation, cellular component: synapse; intracellular anatomical structure; dystrophin-associated glycoprotein complex. Gene Ontology annotation, molecular function: protein binding; structural molecule activity.